AUAAUCGAAUGGGCAUUCACGUCGUAAAAUCUGCCAUUUUAAUAAGAUUUACUUAGGAAAACAACCUUUUCUGUAAUUGCAUUAUUUAUUACCAAAGUUUCGAUAACGGUUAAGUCAAUUUUUGUGUAAUUUUUUGAAUUUAUUAUUAAGAAAAAUGCUCGGAAUAGGUGAUGUCGAUAAAAUAGAAAAACCUACAGUACUCGAGGAUAUUGCCAGAGCGGACAAAAUCAAGGAGGAAGCCAAUGAAUUUUUUAAAAUUCAAGCUUACGACAAAGCCAUAGAAUUAUAUACAGAAGCCAUCAAAUUAAAUCCUAAUGUAGCACUUUAUUACGGCAACAGGAGUUUUGCUUACUUAAAGACAGAAUGUUUUGGAUACGCGCUAAAGGAUGCAUCCAAAGCUAUUGAAUUAGAUCCUAAUUAUCUCAAAGGAUAUUAUCGUAGAGCGACAGCUUACAUGUCGCUGGGUAAAUAUAAAUUAGCUCUUAAGGAUUACAAAACUGUAUGUAACGCAAGACCAAAUAACAAAGAUGCUUGUGUAAGAUAUAAAGAAUGUUAUAAGACAUUAAAAAUUAAAUCUUUUGAAGAAGCUAUCUGCGUACAAGAGAAUGAGGAGAGUUUAGCUUUAUUGAUCGAUUUAAACAUAAGGGGUGCCAAAGAAGAUGAAGAAGGGCCAAGUUUAGAAGAUGGCAAAGUAACGCUUAAAUUUAUGCAGGAUUUGUUAGAAUGGUAUAAAAAUCAAAAGAAAUUAUUUAUCAAAUAUGCCUAUCAAAUUUUAGUAGACGUUAAAGCAUUGUUUAAGGCGCAACCAAGUUUAAUAGAUAUUACCAUACCAGAAGAUAGUAAAUUUACGAUUUGCGGUGACAUACAUGGACAGUAUUAUGAUCUAUUAAACAUAUUUGAAUUAAAUGGACUACCAUCGGAAACUAACCCCUAUUUAUUUAAUGGAGAUUUCGUAGACAGAGGUUCUUUUUCCGUUGAAUGCAUAUUCACUUUAUUUGGUUUUAAAUUAUUAUAUCCAAAUCAUUUUUUUAUGUCUAGAGGUAAUCACGAAUCUGCAACCAUGAAUCAAAUGUAUGGAUUUGAUGGAGAAGUUAGAACCAAAUACUGUCCUGCGAUGGCAGAAGUGUUCACAGACGUAUACAAUUGGCUUCCUCUUGCGCAUUGUCUUAAUAAAAGAGUACUCGUAAUGCACGGUGGAUUAUUUUCAAGAGACAAUGUAACUUUAGAAGAAAUUAAACAAAUUGAUAGAAACAGGCAACCACCCGAGGAAGGUGUAAUGUGUGAAUUAUUGUGGUCUGAUCCGCAACCACAAAUGGGUAGAGCAGCUAGUAAAAGAGGUGUAGGUGUACAAUUUGGUCCUGACGUAACACAAAGUUUUCUUGCCUUAAAUAAUCUUGAUUACAUUGUGAGAAGUCAUGAAGUUAAAAAUGAAGGUUACGAAAUAGGACACGAUGGAAAAUGCAUUACUGUAUUUUCUGCCCCAAAUUAUUGUGACACAAUGGAUAAUAGAGGUGCCUUUAUCACGCUUAAUGGAAAAGACAUGACACCAUGCUUCACCUCAUACGAAGCAGUGCCUCAUCCAAAUGUAAAGCCAAUGAUAUACGCUAACCCGUUAAUAAAAUUCAUGUGCUAGUGGAACACCUUAUGUAUAUUAUUGAAAAACAAAUAAAUAAAUAAUGAUAACUAAGUACGAGUAGCCCAAUCAAAGUGUGUAUGAUAUAUUUGAUACUGAAAGAGAGAAGGUAAAAACAACUUAUGCUUCUCUACAACAAUAAUUAUUGUAUUCUUUUAGGAGCUAGAUAAUUUUCUGUAUCAUAGUAUAUGCAAAGAAUGCAUAUUGACGGGUACAAAACUGAAAGAAAGUUUGCUUGUUUAAUCAAUUCGCAAACAUAAUUAUCAAGUUCUCUUGUCUAUGAUAAGAUCAACGCCUCAUUAAUACAUCAGCAAUUUGUGUUUUGCUUAUAAAGCAAAAUAAUACACGAAAGGAAUAUUUCUAUUUUGUACCCUUGAUGAAACCACCAUAUUCAUUAAAGAUUAAACAUAUUUGCGCACAAAUGAAAAAUAUGGUCUAUGAAAAAGAUUUCUAAUAAAAAAUAUUAUGUUAGUAUAUUUGCAUAUAAAAAAAAAGGCAAAACUCUCUGUUAUUUGUUACUUUAUUCAUUUAUUCUUUACUGGAUAAUGGUGGUUUCUUUUAUAAGACAGUGAAUAUUACAUAUAUAUAAAAGAAAAAAAAAUCUAAUAGAUAUGCGAUUUGGCAUGACUAUGUAGUACAAUAUUCCAGCCAAUCACUUUUUGUCACAUCAUUUGUGACUACUUUUUUGCAAACUUAUCGUGAUUGGUAGAAUUCAUUUAACCGAAUAUUUUGUUUUGUUAAAUAAUAAAUAAUGCUUAUAA
Messenger RNA from Polistes canadensis, 2394 nucleotides. RefSeq names its product serine/threonine-protein phosphatase 5 (gene PpD3). Gene Ontology annotation, cellular component: cytosol; nucleus. Gene Ontology annotation, molecular function: protein serine/threonine phosphatase activity; protein binding. Lineage: Eukaryota; Metazoa; Arthropoda; Insecta; Hymenoptera; Vespidae. The coding region runs from base 155 to 1633 and encodes 492 amino acids. The transcript is spliced from 8 exons. The record is from RefSeq and is a predicted model, not a curated record.